CAGUUUAGUUAGUUUGUGAACUUUUUACUUUUAGUGUCAAUUUUCUUUGUGAAUCUGACAAUUUUGUUAAACUUAAAGAAACUUCAUUCAAUAACUGGAUACAAAAUAUGAUAAUUUAAGAUUCUACAUUAAUUUCCUAAUAGAGGAUACCUACAUUUUUAUGAUGAAGUGACAAUGUUUGGACUAACAGAAUCAUGGAGCCAGAUUGGCUUUUGUAUAUCAUGUUCACCAUAUCUAGCCUCAUACUUCAGUCAGAGUCCUUGCCACUACGCAAUCUUUGGAUGGAAAAAUAUGUUUGGCAUCCAAUGGUUGAAAGCAAAGAGUUGAUGCUAUGCUGGGUUGUUCAGAUAAACACACUAAAGUCUUGUGACUGUAAUCUCAAGAUCUGCCAAGGUGAUUGCACCUUUGAACACGCAGAUGAUGUUCUGUUUUCAACAGAGUGUUGCCAUGGAAAUGAUGUUAUAAACAAUCAUGUGCAAGCUAUUGCAACAGAAGUUGGUUUAGAAAUCCAUCAUGCCUUCGGCCACUUCCAUGACCAUUUUGUUUUAUGCCAUGAGGAGACGUCAUCAGGCAAGGGUCGGUCACUGUCCACAAUACAUGAACUACAUGCCAACUUUAGGACCAGUGACAGAACAGAGUUUGAGCUGCUCAAAGCUAACGUAGAAACCAAACUGAGGCAGCAUGGGGAGAUCCUGUGGUUCAGCCCAGAACAUGCUCAUCAGAGAAACUCUCGUCUGGUCAUUCCUUCAAGCACCCACAGUCCUCAUACAAAACAAGGCUACGCCAGACACACCACCACAGCAGCACACACUGAGGAAGUUCUGUACAUACAUGCCAACUUAGAUGAUCUGAUAGACCCCGAUGAGGAAUUUGAUGAGACCAGUCUGUUUCCUGUCUCUAGCCUCGGAGAUUCAAAAAGCCAGCAAACUGAAGAAGACAAUUCAAAGAAGAGAAUUUUAACAAGUGACCAACUGCACCUGCUAUAUGGCCACCAGGCCGUAGGGACUCUCCUGUUGAACACAUCCAGUCCAGUAUUACCCAGUGUGUCAGCUAGCUCCAUCAAGAAACGAUCUCUGACCAUUUCAUUUAAUGACCCAGCCUUCCAGGACCAAUGGCACCUCUUGAACAGAAGACUGCCAGGCAUGGAUAUCAAUGUGACAGGGGUGUGGCAGCACAACAUCACAGGCGCUGGCAUCACUGUCUGUGUGGUUGAUGAUGGGGUGGAGUGGAAGAAUCCAGACUUAAAAUUGAACUACAACCAGAAAGGCAGUUGGGACCUGAACAACGAUGACCCUGACCCUUCACCAAGUUUGUCCAAGUUGUCCAACCAUCACGGCACCAGAUGUGCAGGGGAGAUUGCGGCAGUAGCCAACAACAAUGUUUGUGCUGUUGGUGUGGCCUAUGGUGCUCAGUUCUCUGGUCUUCGUAUUUUGGAUGGUGUAAUGACAGACAGUUUAGAGGCGGAAGCUUUCAAUAAGAAAAUGGACAUCAAUGACAUCUACAGCUGCAGCUGGGGACCAGAUGACAACGGAAAAACUGUGGAUGGACCCCACCUGAUGGCAGUCAAAGCUAUGAAGUACGGGGUAGACUUUGGUCGCCAGGGAUAUGGGAACAUUUUUGUUGUUGCUAGUGGCAACGGAGGGGUCAACAUGGAUAACUGUAACUUUGAUGGCUACGCUAACUCUAUAUACACUGUGACUAUUGGUGCAGUGGAUGACAAGGGCAAGAUGCCGUACUACGCUGAAGAAUGUGCCUCAAUGCUGGGUGUCACCUUCAGCAGUGGCAGUCAGAGAGACAUUGUGACGACAGACUGGAUGUCAGGCGCAGGUAAAGGCUGUACAGAAGGUCACACUGGCACCAGCGCUGCGGCACCGCUGGCCGCGGGGAUGAUAGCUCUGAUGCUGGAGGCCAGGUCCUGCCUGUCCUGGAGGGACGUGCAGUACAUCAUCAUCCUGACCUGUCAGAAGAUAGACCUGGACCUGGCCCACUACCAGGACAAUGGCGCUGGCCUCUCUCACAGUCACAAACAUGGCUUUGGUCUGCUAGACUCCUGGCGGCUGGUCAACGCGGCCAAAGUCUGGGAGACUGUCCCCUGGCUGACCUCCUACUCCUACAUGGACUCCAGCUUUGACAAGGUCAUCCCCAAGGGACCAGACUCACCCCUGACGGUGGUUCACACAGUGACAGACACUGAUGUCCGAGGCUUGGGUCUGUUGACACUGGAGAACGUCCAGCUGACAGUCUGGCUGUCACAUCCCUACAGGGGCAAGAUUGGUGUCACCUUGACAAGCCCAGCUGGAACUACAUCUGUUCUAGCAGCACCCAGGCCCUUGGACAAUUCAAGUGCUGGCUUCACAGACUGGACAUUUACAACAGUCAGGUGUUGGGGGGAGCAGGCACUGGGCAACUGGACCAUUCAGUUUUUUGACACAGACAAGAAAGAUUACGGAAAUGGUAUAGUGAACAAAUUUCGCCUGACCUUAUUUGGCACGCCCAUGACAUCAGAGGAGUUUGCAGGGAGGCGCAGUCAUGUACAGGCAGCCAUGAGCGGGGAGUUCCUGCAUAAGAACUUCUCCCUGCCCUGCCAGCCACCCCAGAAAUAUGCCGCUGACUAUGUGCCAGUGUCAGACAGAAUCCUCAAGAUCAUUCUUUUGUCUGGUGCCUUCUGUCUGGCCAUGGCCAUCUACGAGACCUUUGAAUAUAUUUUUUGCUACAACGAUGAGAAGAAGGAGGCGCGGCAGCAGAGACGCUUGAGUGAACAAGCGCGUAGACUUGCCAGCAACACUUUAGACGAUUCCAAUACCCCAGCUCUUUCAGAACCACCAGUUAAUGGUGCCAACUCCAGCAUCAACAUGGUACUUGAUGAUGAUGAUGAUGAAGAAGAUGAUGUAUUUUAUGCAAUGGAGACUUCCAGCUUGUUAAACAAGAAAGAUACCAGCCAUGCUGGGAACUAUAUUCCUCUGAAAACUUUGAGCAGGAGAGAAGUUGAAGACGUGGAGAUGGACGCUGUUGGUGCUCAUGCUUUAGCCCAUGGUGCUGCUCAAGCUUCAUCUCAUGAUCUGGACACUUCAGGCAGCUAACCUUGUUGUUGUUAUUCUUUCAUUAAGACAUUCCAUUUUAUGUUUUUAAUGUUACUACAUUUACAAUGCUUCAAACAUUACAGCAUAAAAUUAUUUGCUAUUUAAAUUAUUUGAAUGUAACAGCGGGCUUAGCUAGUUUUGGUAUAUAAUAUAUAUAUUUUUUGUUAUAUAUUUUUUUGUUACUUACCUGUAAGUUUGUUUGCCUAUUUAUGAUGUAGAUAACUCUUGAGAUCAAUUUAGAACCAGUGGGUACCACUUACUGCUGUCUGAGAAGUUCUGGUAAACACACAAGCACACACCACACAUACAUACACACAAACCACACACACCACAAACACAGAGGGGAGUGGAGAAAAUGUGGUGCAGCAUAAUGUCUAGGCUGGAGUUUUAUAUUGACUUCCAUUUUAUCUUUUAAAUAUUUUCAUUGGUUCUCUAUAUUUAUUUCUUGUGAUCAGGAAAUCCACUUCUUCUCAUCAGCCUACCAUUGUGUUCUACAUUAACACUUAGACAUUUAUAUUCUUUGCUAUUAUUAGAAUCCUCUCAAAAUGUGUUGAAUAUAUCUUUAGUUAGUGUUAGAUUUACAUUUUCUGUUGCAUACUUGUAAACUUCAAACCAAAAGACACAAUCUUUUAGAUUUGAAAAUGUUACCUGUAAUUUAAUCAUGUUACAUCAGAGGGAGAGGGGGGGGAGGGUUGGGUUGGCGUGAAGUCAGGUAGUGCCUAAAUAGAAUUCUUAUCUAUUAAAUUGUUUUGUUUAAUGUUGUUCUCUGAACUUCUACUUACCUCAGAAUACAAUUUUCUGAAAGGUUUAAUUUAAACUUGAAACAACUAUGGGAACAGUGAGUAAUGUUACUUUGACCUCAUCGAACUUGUGUUUGUUUUUAUGCUCACUAUAUUUUUUACCCAUUUCAUUUGCUAGAAAUUUUCAUUUGGUUUCUUAUUCAUCUUACAAUCUGUGAUUUUUUUCAAUUGUCUCUGCAUUUAUUCAAGUAUACAAGUAUUGUAGUUUCUUCCAAUGAGAUGCUGGGUUACUAGUUGUGGUUUUUUUUUUUAUAAAUUCCCAGCAUACAGGAUUUUAUCAUGCUAUUUAUAAAUAUUUAUAGUAUAUUCUUUUGUAAACACAUGUUAUAGUUUUCUAGCAGAAUUGAUGUAACAAGUUGAGAGUGAUGUCUGUUGGAGACUGGUUGUUGUAGGGGUGUGGAUGACUUAUGUGGGACUCUUUAUUGUGGGGAGUUUUACAAUAAAUUGUUAUGGUGUUUGUUACUGUUUUUAACAAAUUUACAGAUGGAAUUGAAUACAUUUUUUGAGUAUUUUUAUUAUUUUAAUAUUUUACAAGUAUUUUUGUUAUAUUUUACUAGUACUUCUGUUAUAAUAACAUUUCUGUAGUAUUUAUGUUAUGGUAAGAUGUAUGCUAGUUCUUCUGUAAUGGAAAGAUUCUUGCUAGUAUUUAUGGUAAUAUUUAUGCUAUUUAUUUAUCCCAUCUUCAAGUGAUGAAGUAUCAGAUAAAAACAGAUGGUCGCAUACACUCAGUGCCUUCAUAUUCUAGAAUUGAUCUCUUGUCUCUACCAAGUUAUUCCCCCUUAUGCAAACUUUCCAUGUUAGAAAUCUUUUAUUUUAAUUGUAAAACAAGUUGUUCAAAAAUCUAAGUUCUGUCUAGGUACAAUAAAUGAUUUAUUAAAGACUACAAUAGUUUUAAGAACCCAGUGUCAUUUAUUUACUGCACCAGUCAUGUCCCUUGAUUGGUUGCUCUAGAAAAAUGUUGCCUUUAAUUUUGUCUUCCAUUGUUGAUGUGGCUCAGACAACCAAAUGAUGAUGUCAUGAUUUUAUAAUCAGUAUAAUUUAUGCUUGGGAUAAAAUGGCACUUGAUCUGUUAUAUCUAAAACAUUUUUUUAAUUUAAAAACACCAUUUCAAGUGAAGCCUUUUAAAGUAACUUCCCUUGUGACAUGUAUUAAGUGACCCUCCACUAUCAAAUGAGUCGUUCUGUACCUUCUACCAGUUGAACACAAGAGGGUCUAGGUGAACUCUGUUGGGAUUUUAUUCUUUGAUAAUUCUUUAUUCACAUGGACACACUUAGUGGUGGAUGUGGGGUUCUUUUUUUAAAUUAAUUGGUCUCUUUGAAAACUGUUAGAAUGAUAUUUCCUAAGAGUUAACUUUCAAACAGUUUUCACCUUUAUUAUGGGUACAAAGUCUUUAAAAAUAUCGUAAAAAGCAACCAUGUGUGUUAAACAAGGGCUGAGGGUCACCCUAGGGGGUCACCCUAGGGGGUCACCCUAGGGUGACAUGUUGAGCCAGUCAGUUGCUCCCCUUUUGGCAUAGUUCUGGUAGCAGUUCUUGAUGUCAAAUUGCUCAAGGUCGGAAGGCAAUGCAAUUUAUUGUUUCGGAUAUAUUCAGUUGAUAUGUACAAAUAUUAAUUUUUAUGAUUUAAUA
Messenger RNA from Physella acuta, 5507 nucleotides. RefSeq names its product proprotein convertase subtilisin/kexin type 7. Gene Ontology annotation, biological process: protein processing. NCBI's taxonomy places the organism in Eukaryota, Metazoa, Mollusca, Gastropoda, Physidae. The record is from RefSeq and is a predicted model, not a curated record. Gene Ontology annotation, molecular function: serine-type endopeptidase activity. Gene Ontology annotation, cellular component: Golgi membrane; trans-Golgi network.